Drosophila willistoni is the source of this 3567-nucleotide messenger RNA. RefSeq lists its product as uncharacterized. NCBI's taxonomy places the organism in Eukaryota, Metazoa, Arthropoda, Insecta, Diptera, Drosophilidae. The transcript is spliced from 9 exons. Gene Ontology annotation, molecular function: microtubule binding; beta-tubulin binding. The coding region runs from base 107 to 3472 and encodes 1121 amino acids. The record is from RefSeq and is a predicted model, not a curated record.
UUAACUUUAUGAGUUGAAACAUAAGUUAGCCAGGUUUUAGUAAUCAAUCAAUUAGUCUGAAUGAAUGUCUAUAUAGAGGGAUACACAUUGUAGGCACACUAAAAGAAUGGACAAUCGCAAAUCAAUGGCAGCGUUUAUAGCUCACAUCGAACACCAUUUAAUAAGCGAGUCAGAGAUGCAUGAGAGGGAACAAAAGCAAUUGCAACGACUCCAAGAUGUUUCCGUAUCAUGCAAUUUCAUGAAGAUGGCUCUAGAAGAGUUUGCCCAUUUGGAAGAGAAGCGGGCCAAACGUGCACAUUGGGAGCAUCAUUUACGUUGUGAUGGUUUGCCGCGUCCCUAUUUACCACCUGAGAUACGUACAUUUUUGUUUAGAGAACAACAUUUCCAAAACAUUUUCGAUGACGACACUGUAGACUGGACAUUGUCCGUGGACGAGCGUAGUAUCCUGACACAAAACCCCCUGCGCACGGACAACACACGCCGUGCAUUGGCCGAAAGGAAACGCGAUCCUAUUGGCGAACGGAUCGAGGCAAAAGUGAGAUUAUAUUUGAAUACUUUGCUGCAAAUCGAAACGAUGCUUGGCAAUCAAGCUGAAAUGGCACGUAUAAACUUAAAUCAUCAAAUGGAAAUAAUGCAGACUCGUUCGGAUAUCGAGCAGGAGAUAGAAAAUUCUUUUGAUUAUUUAACAUAUCGCGUAAUACGCAUGGAUGGCCUUUAUAUGGACUCUACAGAUGCCAAAAUUGCAACCUGGACCCAUUUCUGUGAUCUCUUCCAAAUAGACAUUUGGAGUCUGCGUGAUGUGCCCAUACGCUUCGAUCGAAUGGAGGUACCAGCUAUGAUGGCGGACUUUAUUGCUUCAAAGGUUCGUGUUCAGAUGCCAUUGAGUGUACUCAACGAUAGAUUGACUGUGCGUUGUAUUCACACCAAAUUUGAUAUGCUUACACAAAAUGCCAAAAGCUAUGAACGGGUGACCUUACAGUCUGUUAGCCAUUUAAAUGCAGGAAUACUUAAUAUCGAGGACUGUUUGAUUAACGAAUGGUAUAUGCAGCUAGAUAUACAGCAAGAGUUGGUGGAUAGAAUGAGAAGUAAAUGGGAUCAGUAUGAAGAGGCUAUGGAGAUGAUAUCCAAUAAAAUGGAAAAGGCAGCUAAGGAACAGCGAAGAUCGCGAGAUAAGCCAGUCAAGCAUAUUAAUAUACCAAAGCCACCUAAGCAACCACCUCAGUUAUUGGAAGGAAUGUUGCCAGAUCCACAUAAAAUGUUUCUCGAAAGAGAGGAGAGUCAAUACGUGGACUUUCUUGAUGAAUUGUAUCAUCCGAAAAGAAUGAAUUUAACUAGCGAUGAGAUAAAUCUUAGGCAAAAUAUCAUGUUGGGUGGCAUCUAUUCGAUUAUGUUUGUGCGUCGACCCCAGCAUAGACACUUUGAGAGAUUCAACAUCACUCUGCACGAGGAUGGACGCAUUUUGUAUACCAUGACCAAUGUGGUAGCCGAUUUAGAGGAACAUGAAAAAAGUCUAAACUCUACGAGAGAUAGUAAAAGAUCUGGCGAACGUCGUCUAUCGAAUACUCAAUUGCGUCUUAAUGGUGUCGAGGAAUAUAGCUCCUACCACCUGGAUGAGAAAGAGUUACCGUAUUUCUAUGUCACUUUUAAGAUUUCACCAGAUCUCUGCUAUUGGAGCGAACCAAAGGUGUGCCAAUUUAUGUCUUACAGUCAAGUGACACACUUGGUGGACACAAAAAAAUCUAUUAUUCCCGAUAUGGAUGAACAGCCUAGAAGAAAGCAUAAAUCAGGGCACGAAAGCACAAGAUAUUCUGGUUCUAAAGAUUUUCAUCACCAUGCUUUCUCGAUGAUUCAACGAAGGGAGAGUGAACCAGUUAAUGUCUUUCGGCCCACUCUCAUGUCUAUACUAAGGCACACGAAAUUGAUGGAACCAACGGAGUGUGUCGUUCCAUUUGAAAACUUUGUACUCAGCGAUCAAUUGAAUAGUUUGCAAUUGCAAAAAUUAGAAAAAUUUAUAUUGCCGCGUAUACUUUCGUCCUUUAAAUUUCCCGUAGACUUUAAGGAUGAAUAUGAAGAACUGAUGGAAAAAACAAAGCCCCAGAAGGGACUACUUAAUCUGCAAGAUGUUGCGAUUGAGGAGAUCAUUCAAAAUACGGAUAUGGAUUUCGAGUUUGAGUCCCAACAUAGUCCUGAACGCAUGUUUCCUAUAUUCUCCGGCAUCGGUCCUGUAAUCUUUCCCGAUAAUGUUACUAGCACCGAUUUGAGUGCUAAAAAUACAUCAUACGGUAUAUUAAAUACCAUUGAUAAGAUCAAAUUAAAGUAUAUGUUCAACUAUCGUAACAUCAGUAACCAAACUGAUUUCGAAAUAAAGAAAUCCAUAUUGAGGCGAAAAUUCGAAGAGAAGUCAAAUGAUAAAUCACCCAUAAGAGACAAGAUGGUUAAGAAAAAGGAAAUGAAACUCAAGGGGAUUAAAAAAGCCAUAUCGAUCUCAGAACGUGUGGGUUAUGGAUCUACCAAUACGGCAAAAUCAAACAGGGCAUCAAUGUAUGGAGCUCGUUCACAAAAUUCCAUUGCAGACUUGGACCGUCCGAGUGUGUACAGUGUGUCAAGUUCACGAAUGGGGUUGGAUGAAUCGCAAUCCGAGGAGAAGAAAAAUGUAACCCAAGUCCUUCACUGGACCACAAAGUAUAUUCUUGAAAGUCACUUUAAUCGCGAGGAGGCUACAAUAACCCUAAAGACAGAUCGCUUGGGAAUUUUUGGACUGGCAUUUAAACGUUAUGAGCAUUUUCCCUUUAAAGACUGGUAUAUGCAGCCCAGUGAAGAGAAUCCCGAGGAGAUUAUGCUGCGAGUAGAUACUUUCCAUGUUCGUGUUAUACUUUAUAUCUCAGGUCUUGGCAUCCGUGGCUAUGUGACUGAUCAAUCAAAGGCUUAUGUCACAAAGCCCAAAAAGUAUUUAGAAAUAAUUGAACCCAUAAGUGAUUUUCAAGAACUACGUCAGCGUUUUUGGGAGAAAAAUAUCAAUAUUUUUGCUGAACAUGAUGCUAGCUUCUAUAUAGACAAUGGCUAUUUUACUAUUAAACAUGUGGCCAUUGAGGAUCAUACCUAUGAUGCGAUGGCAUUGCACUGUAAACUAAUUAAAUUUUUUCGUUCUAAUUGGAAUCGUUUGGCCUCACGUCGAAAUAUAUUGUUAUGCAUGAAGAAUGCCAAAGAUAAUACAGAGUAUUCCGAGGUUACUGUUCGCAUAACACCGGACAAUGCAACAUUUGUAGAAGUUUCCGAACUGUGCUCAUCUGACUUGAAUGUAUUUAAAUUGGAUUAUAAGCCGACGUGGCGAAACAUUGGUACAUUCACAGAUCUGCAUCAGAUUAUCAAUUCUAUGAAUCCUCAUGCAACUGAAGUGCGCAACAGAGAUUCCAUGUUACUCCAUUUGGUUAAGAAAAUGUUGAGUGAACUUCAUUUAUUGAGUUUUUCAUAGCAAUCUUCUAUAGCAUUCUAUAACCUUCUAUAUACCUCUGUAUACUUAUAAGUAUUUUCCAAUAAUAAAGAAAAUGCAACAAUUAUAAUAUCCUA